AAGCAAAAACAUGACAGAGAGAGCGAGCUGAAAGACAGAGCAGGCAGAGAGAGCCCCCCUCUUACUCUUUCUCUCUCACUCUGUUCGGAUUCUAUUUUGCGCCAAUCAAACCAUCCCCACACAAAUCUCCAAAUCAAUCUCUCUGCCUCCUAAAAAUGCCAGCCUCCCCUUCCUUCCCGUCUUCAGACGGGCGCGGUAAAUGGCGCAAGCGAAAGCGCGACCCCCAAAUCCGCCGCCGUCCCCGCGACAACGACGACGAAGACGACGACGACCCCGCCGCCGCCGACGACACCAACAACCUCGACCCCGCCGACGACUCCGACCCCGCCGCCUCCGAUCCCGCCCCGCACGAGACCGAGGUCCUCGACGGCGGCGUCCGCCACCAAGAUUUCCCUCCCGUCGUCCUGCGCACCGUCAACAGGCCCCACUCCUCCGUCCUCGCGAUUGCGGCCGUCGAGCGGGCCAACCACAUUCACUCCUCCGGCGACGGCAAGGGUCCGGUGAGCCCUCUCGUGCUGGAGAAUGUGUCCUACGGCCAGCUUCAGGCCUUGUCCGCCGUGCCGGCCGAUUGCGCGUCGCUGGAUCAGGACCGUCCGGAUGGCGCCAGCUCCAGCUACGUCGUCACGCCGCCGGCGAUUAUGGAAGGCCGCGGCGUUGUGAAGCGGUAUGGUAAUAGAGUUCAUGUGGUUCCAAUGCACGCAGAUUGGUUUUCACCUGGAACAGUGCAUCGACUGGAGAGACAGGUGGUGCCACAUUUUUUCUCAGGAAAAUCACCAGAGUUUACUCCUGAGAUGUACAUGCAAAGUAGGAAUGAAAUUGUUGCCAAGUACAUGGAAAACCCAGAGAAGAGGCUUACAGUUCCUGAUUGCACAAAUUUAUCAAGCCAUCUAAAUAAUGAAGAUUUGACUCGAAUAGUUCGGUUUCUUGAUCACUGGGGAAUUAUCAAUUACUCUGCUGUCACACCAAGUCCUGAGCCUUGGAACGGGAAUUCCUACUUAAGGGAGGAGCAAAAUGGUGAAAUUCAUGUUCCAUCAGCUGCGUUGAAGUCGAUUGAUAGUUUAAUCAAAUUUGACAAGCCCAGAUGUAGGCUUAAGGCAUCUGAUGUUUAUAAGUCAUUGUCCUGUCAUGGCGAUGAUGACGACCCCUCUGAUUUGGACAACAUAAUUCGAAAACGUUUAUGUGAAAACCAUUGCAAUUAUUGCUCUAGUUCUCUUCCCAGCGUCUGCUACCAGUCACAGAAGGAGGUUGAUGUACUGCUCUGCUCCAAUUGCUUCCACGAGGGAAGAUAUGUUGUGGGCCAUUCAAGCGUUGAUUUUAUAAGAGUGGAUUCAACUAAAGAUUAUGAUGAUCUAGAUGGAGAAAAUUGGACUGAUCAAGAAACCCUACUACUGCUUGAGGCAAUGGAAAUCUAUAAUGAGAACUGGAAUGAAAUUGCAGAGCAUGUUGGUACAAAGUCAAAAGCGCAAUGCAUUCUUCAUUUUUUACGCCUGCCCGUGGAGGAUGGCUUGUUGGAAAAUAUUGAAGUUCCAGGGAUACCUUUGCCAUCUAAUUCGUCACAUAGAGAUGAUCAUGGAGGGUUUCAUCCAACUUCAAAUGGCAAUUCAGCAGGACCCUGCUUACAAGAUGGUGAUUCUGAAAGCAGGUUCCCCUUUGCAAAUUCUGGGAAUCCAGUCAUGUCCCUGGUUGCCUUUCUGGCCUCUUCUGUUGGGCCAAGAGUUGCUGCAUCUUGUGCCCAUGCUGCCUUGGCAGUGUUGUCUGAGGACAAUGGCUUGUCUACUUCUGGAAGUAACUUGCACGAAGGAGCUGGAGGACAUAGGAUGAACUUGGAGAGCAUGCAUGGUCAAGGUGGCGCUCUGGGAAAUACUGCAAAUUCAGUUCAGCAAAAGGGAGAGAACUCAGCAGGUCAAGGUUCUUGGGGUACAAAUGAGGCAGGGGCAACUCCAAUACCUGCACAAAAAGUUAAAGCUGCUGCCAAAGCUGGCCUUGCUGCUGCUGCAAUAAAAGCAAAAUUGUUUGCUGAUCAUGAAGAACGCGAAAUUCAGAGGCUAUCUGCCAAUAUCGUAAACCAUCAGUUGAAGAGAUUGGAGUUGAAGUUAAAGCAAUUUGCAGAAGUGGAAACUUAUCUAAUGAAAGAAUGUGAACAAGUGGAGAAGACAAGGCAGAGGAUGGUUGCUGAACGUACCCGUUUGAUAUCAACUAGGUUUGGACCUGGGGGAGUCGCUCCACCCAUGAACUUAGCAGGUGCAGGUCCUUCCAUGGCCAAUAAUAACACUGGUACCAAUAGGCAACAAAUUAUGUCAUCUUCAGCUUCCCAGCCAAGUGUAUCCGGAUACAGCAACAGCCAACCAGUCCAUUCUCAAAUGCCUUUUAUGCCACAGCAAUCGAUGCUAGGGUUGGGACCGAGGAUGCCCUUAGCAUCCAUACAAUCCUCCUCAUCAGCUCCAAAUGCCAUGUUCAAUUCCUCAGGGAGUGGUCGGCCAGCCCUAAAUCAUCCGAUGCUGAGGCCUGUCCAAGGUACUAGCUCCGGAUUAGGUUGAAAGAAAGCAGGAUAAAUUAUGGCUUUUAAUGGUUAUUCCUUGUGGUCGUUGCCUUCUGCACUGAAAUCAAAAGGAAAGGAUAAAGGAUAAAAUAGAUGUAAUUCAUUCAUGAUCCAUGUCAUACUUUGUAGUGUUGUUCAAUAUAGGAAUAUCUUAGCAGUAUGUAGCCUCUGUAUGUGCAUACCUUAAUUUUUACAGCUAAUUCAGUCCAUAACAAUUGUGUUCUGAAAGUGAGGCCACUUUGUCUCCUUUUCCAUAUAUUCUGGUUCAUAAGGGAGUAAUUUUACUUCCUAAA
Argentina anserina (silverweed cinquefoil) is the source of this 2832-nucleotide messenger RNA. RefSeq names its product SWI/SNF complex subunit SWI3C. The record is from RefSeq and is a predicted model, not a curated record. Gene Ontology annotation, molecular function: protein binding; zinc ion binding. The coding region runs from base 156 to 2537 and encodes 793 amino acids. NCBI's taxonomy places the organism in Eukaryota, Viridiplantae, Streptophyta, Magnoliopsida, Rosales, Rosaceae. The transcript has 9 exons.